This is a messenger RNA of Cooperia oncophora, 762 nucleotides long. The record is from the annotation of a GenBank genome assembly. Lineage: Eukaryota; Metazoa; Nematoda; Chromadorea; Rhabditida; Trichostrongylidae.
AUGUUCAAAGAAGAGAUGAAGAGUUAUUCUUCGAGAUUCAUGUUGGUUCCACAACCGGAAGUACAAAAUAUCGUACAACGCAUGCUGACCGAACAUCUACCAGGGGCAUCGUUUCGAUCUGUUGAUGGCAGGCCGCGAUCUCCGCUUCUGAAUGACAGCAUGAUAAGAGUACUCCUACAAAUCAACCGCCUUGUUCGUCCUCCAAUCUCUUCGCCAGCUGCCAACGUCACUCAGCGCUAUCUGACACCAAGGGCAGAGCUCACCGUUGCCAACUACGAACAGAUUUUGGCGCGCUUCAAGCAAAGUGGCUUCGUGGGGAUAACAAGUCAGAAUCCCGCUGCUGUGUAUCCGCCUAACAUGUUUUUGUCAUACGACUUCGUCAACUGGCUCACUGCUGGUAACGUGAAAGAACUGGCUACCCGUGACAGUGCAAUAAAAUUUGCCAAUGAUUUGGUCGAAAUGGAUGCUAUAGAAAUCGUUCGAGCAACUGAUAUCGAAUAUGAUGAAAUGGAGUCAUGCAUCUCAUCAGAAUCGGAAUCAGGACUUUUUUGCUACGGUUUUCAAUUAUGUGCAUUUGUCAGUGACAGUGAACGUGAUCAUCCGUCAUACAGUCGUCAAUGUUCGGAGGCAUUUCAAGAUUACAUGUUGCGAGAGUUCCGAAGAUAUUGUGGAAAUAUCGACAAUAAACUUUAUGAAUUCUAUACAUCAAUGCCGCCAAUGGAUGGUCAUUUCGCCUCCAUCGGUGAACCUCCCGCCAGCUGA